Molecule: messenger RNA, 612 nt
Organism: Aspergillus candidus
Lineage: Eukaryota; Fungi; Ascomycota; Eurotiomycetes; Eurotiales; Aspergillaceae
Exons: 1
Coding region: 103-603 (166 amino acids)
Source: RefSeq, a predicted model, not a curated record
GCCGUCUUUGCCGGAGUCAGAGUUGGUGAGGGAUUCGGUCAGGGGUUGACUGAUUGCGUUUCUGUUGGUGGGAUUUGGGUUCUAGUUAGGAGUAAAAGGAAGAUGGUACCGAGUGGGCGACUUCAGUGGGGCACUACGUCUGGCCAAAGACAUCGUGUGCAACUACAGGCGCGUGCACGGUCCGUGCCACUGGAGCACACUUCAGAUGUCAGAACUGUUGUCGCAACUGUACACAGACAUCGCAGUGCAGUACCAGAGCAAGAACGACGACCAGAAGAGGUGGCAGUGGAUGAGAACGCUCUGCGGGCAUGUGGCGACGCCUCAUUCGCAGAACUCGACGGCUCCAUGCUGGACGGCAGCUCACCAGGCGGAGCCGGUGGGGAUGUCUCGGCGCUCAACCUGGACAUCGGCGUCGUAAUGAACGAGGGCGACCACAUCCGCAACCACCUCCAGCUGCUGAAUCUGGCCGUCCCAGCGGUUGGGCGGGUGGCCCAAGGACGUGGGCGAGUACCAGCGCUUGCAGGCGGAUCUGGAGCGGGAGUUCCUCGAGGCGAUGGAGGGGGUCGUCGCAAUCGAGAAGUUGGAGUUGAAGGACUUUGGUAGCGGCAAGGC